Mercenaria mercenaria is the source of this 381-nucleotide messenger RNA. RefSeq lists its product as uncharacterized. The coding region runs from base 28 to 369 and encodes 113 amino acids. The record is from RefSeq and is a predicted model, not a curated record. NCBI's taxonomy places the organism in Eukaryota, Metazoa, Mollusca, Bivalvia, Venerida, Veneridae. The transcript has 2 exons.
UCAGCCGCAGAAUUACUGAGCACAUUAAUGACAAAGAGCCGUCAACAAGCAAUGGAAACAUUUGUGUUAUACAAGCGAAGAGGCCUCAUAAGAAGAGCUCAGAACUUGAUCGAAAACAUCGAUAACGUCGUUACUUGCAUCAACCUGGAUCGAGGACGAGAUCCUUCCUUGUUCAAGAGUAGCAUGUCGGCGCUAUCCAAACUGAACUUGUGGGAAAACGAGAUCAGAGAGGCAACGAAUGACAAAGAUAUGCCAGACAUCAUAUCAGCUGCGAGGUUUCUCUUGGAAAACCAAGGCUUGCUGAUGGAUGAAAUUGACAAUAGUGACAGAGUAAAGAGACAGUUGCUUCCGACAGAUAUUAUCGCAUAGAUAGUGAUGAAG